CCCAGGUCAGAUCCAGCUGGGGGCAGGUUUAUCUGGGCCAGGGCCGGUCCCAGGGGCCCCUAGCUGUUACAUUAUGUUUACUGUACACACUGAGCUAUGGGAUCAGUUGCCCUUGGUGAGUCCCUUGUACUGCGCUGCCCCAUAUGUGUCUGUUCCUCUGUCUGUGUGGCCUCCUGUCUGUCUGCUCUCCCAAUGGCCAGUACUGAGCCCAUCAUGCCCCCCGUCUCCUCCCUCACUGCCCAGCAGGCUCGGGAGCACUGCCCCGGGGUAAAUAACCGACCGUAUGUGUGUGAGACCGGCCACUGCUGCGGGGAGACCGGCUGCUGCACUUACUACUAUGAGCUGUGGUGGUUCUGGCUUCUAUGGAGUGUCCUGAUCCUUCUGAGCUGUUGCUGCGCCUACCGACACCGCCGCGCCAAACUGCGCCUGCAGCACCAGCAGCGACAGCGGGAGAUCAACCUGAUCGCUUACCAACGUGCCUGUCACUAUCCCCCCUCCAGCCUGGAUCUCAGGGUGUUGGCACCUUUUAAACUUCCGGCUUAUGAGGAGGUUGCGUGCCGUCCCACAACCCCUCCCCCUCCAUACAGCUCCAUCCUCAACCCAUUUGGACCACCAUGCUCCCCACCGCCAUCACUGGAGGACACUGCCUCCCCCAGUACAGAGCCCUCCAGCUGCUGCUCCUGUACCUCAGACUGCGUGACCUCGGCCAGCAGCUCCUCCUUCACUGUGCAGGUCACAGAUGAGACGGCCGCUAGCCAGGGGAGUACGGCCAGUGAGGGGGGCAGUUGGGAGGAGAGUCUGGAGGAGGAGGAGGAGCAGCUGGGGGCCUAUGGAAGGGAGGCUGCCUUCUCUUCAUACGCAGACUUGUUUGAGGGAGGCAGCCGUAUCUGCUGGGCCAUUGAGGAAGAGGAGGAGGAGGAUGACGAGGAAGAGCAUUACAGACACCGCAGGCUGACAGGGGACUCGGGCAUAGAGGUUUGCCGCUGCCACAUUGUGGGAGAGGAAGAUGAGGAAAGGAGCGAUGGGCACGACAGCCCAGGCUGCACAGAGAGGAGUAAAGCAGGGGCUGGGGGGCCUCCAUCUGAGAAGGGAGAGGCGGAGCCAGACUCACCCAUCCAGCCUGUGUGAACAGAACUGUAGGAAGGAGGAGGAGCCCAGCUUGGGUGGGAGCAGAGACAUCGGGGUGCAAAUGUCUAUGCACUGAGGGGAGGGCAAUAUUUAGUAUUUAGCCACGUCUCCUCUCUGUGACUGUCUCUCUCUCUGUAAGGGAAAUGGGUGAGUAGGGUGCCCCUAAGGGGUGACAAUAAUAUGGAGCCAUAGUCCUGCGCAGUCUGUCUCUCGUGCCAGAGAUGAUAGAGACUUGGGUCCGUGGAGUCCUGAGUUGCCAAAGAAAACAGAACCAUAGACGUGUGGGCACACUGGCAGAACCAUCAAUCCCCCGUGUUGCUCCAUCUUGGGGUGGGGGGAUCUUUAGAUCUAGAGGGGUCCAUUUCUCACUGCCAGUGGUGAGGCUGGGAGCAAUAGGAGCUCUGUGGGCCCAUCUGGCGGGGACCUGUGUCACACCAAAUAAAUGCCAUCCAAGGUA
Molecule: messenger RNA, 1585 nt
Organism: Xenopus tropicalis (tropical clawed frog)
Lineage: Eukaryota; Metazoa; Chordata; Amphibia; Anura; Pipidae
Gene: wbp1
Product: WW domain binding protein 1
Exons: 4
Coding region: 97-1128 (343 amino acids)
Source: RefSeq, a predicted model, not a curated record